CUCCAGUGGGAGGAACUGGCCAAGAACGACAUGCAGCUCAAGGGUCUGCAGCGUGUAGUCCACUGCAGCAUCUCCAACGACACCACGCGGGCCAUUAUCGACAAAAUCCUGAGCGAUCGAGGGACCAUCGCUGGAGAACUUGUGUAUCCUGGCGUGACGAUCUCGUUUUCCGAUGGGGAUGAUUUCAAGGCUCUGCUGGGUACGCCGAACGCUUGUGGGACGGCGUAUUUGUUGGCGCAGCAUAAGGGACAGCUUGGGCAAAAGGUGGUGAAGAGGUUCGAUGUGUUUUCGGUGUUUUCGGAGGGCCAGGACAUGAAGGCGAAGGUUGAGGGGAAGUGGGCCUAUGCGAUGGUGAUUCAUGUUGGUGAUUAGUAGUCUUGGUUUGAACGAGAGGAAGGGGAGGAGGAUUUAGAUUUUUGCUGAGCGAUCUUGCUUGAUGGGAAUGAUCGAGGCAUCUCGUAUCGAGGAAUAGAUCGGAGAGACAGGGGAGAAAUGCAUCUGUAGGAUAAUCUGGUGACAUUCUCG
This is a messenger RNA of Zymoseptoria tritici IPO323, 525 nucleotides long. RefSeq lists its product as uncharacterized. Lineage: Eukaryota; Fungi; Ascomycota; Dothideomycetes; Mycosphaerellales; Mycosphaerellaceae. Bases 31 to 372 code for a protein of 113 amino acids. The transcript has a single exon. The record is from RefSeq and is a predicted model, not a curated record.